Molecule: messenger RNA, 2667 nt
Organism: Thamnophis sirtalis
Lineage: Eukaryota; Metazoa; Chordata; Lepidosauria; Squamata; Natricidae
Source: RefSeq, a predicted model, not a curated record
GGAAUUGCUUUUAAACAACAAUUUGUUACGAGUUUUGCCUUAUGAACUUGGACGGCUCUUCCAGCUACAAAACCUGGGUCUGAAAGGCAAUCCUUUAUCACAAGAUAUUCUCAGCCUCUACCAGGACCCAGAUGGGACACGUAAAUUGUUGAACUACAUGCUUGACAAUCUAGCAGUUCAUCCAGAGCAGCUGCCUCCAAGGCCAUGGAUUACGUUAAAAGAGCGAGACCAAAUUCUGCCCUCAGCUUCGUUUACUGUCAUGUGCUACAAUGUAUUGUGUGAUAAAUACGCUACCCGACAGCUCUACGGCUACUGUCCUUCCUGGGCUUUAAACUGGGAAUAUAGAAAAAAGGGAAUCAUGGAAGAAAUUGUGAACUGGGAUGCAGAUAUCAUUAGCCUUCAGGAAGUGGAAACCGAGCAAUACUUCACCCUCUUUCUGCCAGCAUUAAAAGAGCGUGGAUACGACGGAUUUUUUUCUCCAAAGUCACGUGCCAAAAUCAUGUCUGAGCAUGAGCGAAAACAUGUGGACGGUUGUGCAAUAUUCUUCAAAACCGAAAAGUAUGAAACCACUUCAUACAAUGGACGGCCAGCUGCUUAUAAUAGCAAAUGCCCAUAUGCAUUGGGACCCUGAAUAUUCGGAUGUAAAGCUUGUCCAGACGAUGAUGUUUGUCUCUGAACUUAAGAAUAUCCUUGAGAAAGCCUCUGGUCGUCCCGGAAGCCCAACAGCAGACACAAAUUCCAUUCCUAUGGUGCUGUGUGCAGAUCUGAACUCACUGCCUGAUUCAGGUGUUGUGGAAUACUUAAGCAAUGGAAUAGUGGCCGACAACCACAAAGACUUCAAGGAGCUGCGUUACAACGAGUGUCUCAUGAACUUCAGUGGCAAUGGAAAGAAUGGGGCUUCUGAAGGAAGAAUCACUCAUGGUUUUCAACUCAAGAGCGCCUAUGAAAACAACUUGAUGCCUUAUACUAAUUACACUUUUGAUUUCAAGGGUGUAAUUGACUAUAUUUUUUAUUCCAACACUCACAUGAAUGUGCUUGGUGUCCUGGGGCCUCUGGAUCCUCACUGGCUGGUUGAGAACAACAUCACUGGGUGCCCCCACCCUCACAUCCCUUCCGACCACUUCUCACUGUUGACUCAGCUCGAGCUCCACCCUCCAUUCCCGCCUCCGGUCAACGGCAUCCAUUUGCCAAACAGGAGAUAGCGCUGCUCUCCCUGGAGGGCAGGGACACCCCCCCCCCUUUGUCCCUUUGUUUAUGGACUUGUACAGUUGUAAAUCAAAGUCUGUAGGAGUGAAGUAUGGCCAACCUUUUUAAUAGCUGCUGCUUCAUGCUCCUUUCCGUUUUCGUGUGUGUUGACAGUACAAUUUUGCACAUUUUUUUCGGUGCAUAUUGGUACCACUUGGCACUAGGGCUGGAACCAAAGUUGUUGUUUGUUCCCUUUUUCAAUGGGGUUUUUUUUUUUCCCCUUUUUGGUUUCGUUCUGAAGGUACAGACCCAAAGUAUAGAGAGAGAAAAGGCGGUGGGCUUUACGUGUUUUUAACAGAAAGCUGCCUUAAUCAACGGUCAAAUCAAAAAGGAGGGAUUUGCUUAUAUGUAUACAUCCAUAGCUAAAGUUUUUGUAAUCCCCCCCCCAAUUUUUUAAAUCAGUCAUAGCCAGAUGAGUCCUUCCCCCUGCUCCCAAAUCACUCAUUUAAAAAAUAAAAAAAAACUCCCCUGCACUAGAUUAGACAACAUAUAUUGGCCCCGUAGGGCAGCUGUUUCUCAACCUUGGGAAUUUAAGAUUCUCCCAAAAUGACUUCAGGGCUGACUAUAUGGACUUCAACUCCCAGACCACCUUAAAAUCCCCAAGGUUGAGAAACAUGGCUGUAAGGGAAUUUGUGUAUCAUUGGAAAUAGCACUUAACUGUUUUUAAUGUUGAUUCCGAGUUCAAAUUUGUUCACUUCCCAUUUGAGCUAACAAAGUAGCGAGAUGUUAGUCUUCCUGCCAUUUAAAAAUUUUUUUUAAAAAAAUUGCUCUAUGCAGGAGUGAGCUUUUCCAGAAAUACCUGAUGGUACCUGGCACUAAGUUGCCAGGGUGUUCUGCCCUGCUGCACCACCCCCAUUUCUGAACUCUUAAAAACUUGCAUGCUCUGAUGUGAAAUUCACCGAAUCACCUCCCUUUGCACUAAGGGGCAAGGAUGAGUCUGAACCUCUGGCUUGAAGCCAUGUUCUCUACCAGGAAAGUAAGAACAGCACCUGUCUUUCACUCGAAGGGAAUGACAAACUGGAUCACUUCAGAGAAACACAGGUAGCGAGACGUGGGAACCACAAUAAAUUCAGGACAGCCAAUUAAAUCCUGCAUUUAAAAUCGGCGAUGAGAAUUCUCCUGCGAAAAUGUCCACCGCAUACAAAGAGAUUCCAACCCAAACUCGACCCUUCUUUUAAUUUUUUUUUUGUAAAUCAUAAACCCCUUCCGCUCCCCUUUUAAGGUAUUUUGUAAAGAAAGGUUAGUAGAAGUGAAGUGGGAGAUAAAUGUUUAGUUCCACCGGAUUAUUAUUUUUUCUCGGUGCAAUUUUUUGUUUCGAUACAAAAAGCGAGAAUAAUGUUAACCUAACCAUUCCCUCGGCAUUUUUCCCUUCCUUUUUUUUUCUGAACCCUUGUCGCCAAAUAGCCAUGUCAUGCUUUUAAU